UUAUUUUUUUAAUGAAAAUUUCCUGAAAGUAUUACAGGAGCCUUAUUUUCAUACGAUCACACGAGCAUGUUAAUUAUACUGUAUGUAUAUAUCUAAAUGGAAAAAGACGCCUGUUACAAAUCACUCAUGGUUAGUAAUUAAUGCAACAUGAAACGUGCCACUUGACGAUUAAGUGUAAAGGACACGGUGUACAUUCAUUUCCGUACAUGCUGCUGCACUGAACGAAAAUAGCAAAUAGAACAAACAUGUUGUUGUCCCACUUUCCGGAUGUCAAUGGCAACCAUAGGGCUUCCACACGGUGGGUCUCUAGAUGCCUAAUUAACUUUCGAUGCCGCGGCUUUGGGCGCAAGCUAAAUAUCACAUGCUUUUUUUUGGUUUUGUUUUCCUUUUUUGCAUCCACUUAUUCUUGUUUCUUGCGCAUUUUGAAGUUAGCGUUCAGCUCAAAGUAACUGUUGAUUGCGGUCUGGAAAUGUAAUGUGUUCCCAUAGAUACAUCCCAAUAGAUGAGAGCUCUCAUGAGAGGCAGCCCUCAAGUAGAGGUCGAUGCGGCUCCUUGGCGCAGCACCCUGCAAAACGCGGCUUUGCGCACGACAACACCACAUUCUAUUCUUCUAUAUGAAAAGACACUCCGCGCUUCGUGGUACAACUUUAUAAUAUUGUGGCAGCUGGAGAUUAUAAACUGCGCCAUUUUUAAAUCUGUCUAAACACAUGGUUUAACCGUAUAGUUUCCUCGUCUUAAGAAACCUCCUAUUUUGAAAAAAGAUUGCGGCGGAAAAUACUUUUACGCACAAUAAUGGGCUCGGAAAAACCGAGCUUUCUGUCCCAACCGGUGGUGAAGAAUAUCUUCAUGUUCCGCAAUGGUGACCCAUAUUUCGAAGCCCGUAGAGUCGUGAUCAACCAGAGGAAAGUUUGCAACUUCGAGACUUUUCUGAGGGAGGUUACGGGUGGCAUCCAGGCACCCUUUGGAGCCGUGAGGAACGUCUACACUCCGCGUGGAGGACACAAAGUGGACUGUCUGGACAACCUGCGGAGUGGGGAGCAGUAUGUCGCCGCUGGAAGAGAAAGAUUUAAAAAGUUAGAUUAUUUGCAGAUUGGCUUGAGAAAGAGAAGGAUGUUACAGUCGCUUCCACUGCAGGCCAAACCACUUCCACCAAAUCGACUUUCUGUGUCUGCUAGGUUCUUGGAACCAAUUAAGGAGCCAUGUCCAAUAUUUGUGGUGGCAAAUGGUGACACGAUGGAUCCUGCAAUAAGGCUCCUCAUUCACCAGAGGAUGCUGAACCAGUUUGAGAGAAUACUUGAGAUGAUCACAGAGAAGAUGGGUUUGAGAGUCCUUGGCGGUGUGAGAAGUCUUUACACUCAUGAAGGCCAGCAGGUGACUGAUGGCACUCAGUUUGAGAGCGGUCAGCUCUAUGUGGCCGUGGGCAGAGAGAGAUUUAAGAAGCUCUCCUACACUGACCUGCUGUUCAGCAAACCUCGAGGGGGGCGGAGGGUCAAUGGCAUGAAAACAGGAACUCUGCCGCCAAUCUACAGAUCCCCAAAGCAAAAUCGAAACAGAAAAUCAGUGGUCCGGAGCACUGACAGUGGAGAUGGCGAGUCAAAGGCCUCACCUCUAAGCAUAAAUGGCAGUCACAGAGAUCACCUGUCCUCCAUCGUCAGAGAAAUCUCUCAGGCCAGACUUCUCUCUCUUAGGUUGAAGAGGAGUGGACAGAGCAUAAUCCUCUGUGACAAUGAUGACUUGGAUUCAAAAACUGACGAUGGAAAUGCUGCUGUUAAAUCCUCAGAUCAGUCAACUGAAGAGGACCUUGCAUCAGAUGACGUCAAAUCACCAGAGGGGAUCAGUAAAAAGGCCGAAGAGAAGCAAGAGGCCUCUGCUAAAAAUACCUCUGAAGAGGACACUCCAGUUAUCCCAGACGAAAAGGCAGAUAAGGAGAAAAAUAGUCUCACAAACGGAGGUGCCAGAGAGGCAAAUGAAGCAGGAAAGAAUGAAAAUGAGGGAGAAACAACUGCGGUGUCUGGAGAGCAGUCAGAGGAGGUAAAAGAAGUGAAGGAUGGGGUAAUAUAUGACACUAAGAGGGCCUCGGAUGAGAAGAGGGCUACGGCAGCUGAGAGUGGGGAGGCCUCAGGUCAUAGUCAGGAGGAUGUUGCAGAUGAGAGUAUGGAAACGAGUGCAGGCGUGAGCGAUGUGGCAGCAAAUGUCAGAAAGGAUGCUUUAGAUGAGAACAAGGAUGAGAUUUCAGACAAACCAAAGGAGAAGAACGCCGAUGUGUCCAAGGUGGAAAUGUCUAAUGAGGGGAAGGAUGGCGUUGCCAGUAACUAUAGGGAUGAGAUAACCGAUGAUGUUUCAGAUGACAGAAAGAACGAGGGCUGCACUCAGGAAAGAAAGGAUGAAGCGGUCGAUCCGGUUGAGAGUAAAGGUGAAGAUGCCAUUGAGAUUAAGGAUAAGGUUGGCAAAGAGAGGAAGCAGGAUGCUGCAGAUAAGAUGCCAAAGGAGAAUGAGGAUGUAGACGUCGAUGAGAGUAAGAAUGAGAUUGCCAAUGAGCAUCAGGAUGAAGAUACCGAUGAGAAUAAGGAUGUCCUUACCAAAGGAUGUAGGGAAGGGAUUGCAGAUCAGGCUCCAAAUGAGAGUAUGAGUGAGAUUCCAUAUGAAAGUGAAGAUGCAACUGUACAAGAGAAUAAGAAUAAGUUGCUCAAUGAGACUCCAGAUGGGAUAAAGUCUGUAAUGUCAUCUGGGCACUUAAACAGCAUAAAUGGAGAUACCAAAGAAGGUGAAAAUGAGGGAAAUGAUACCAAGGACUGUGUUGUUAAUAAAGACAGUGGUAGUGAUCAGAAAGAGAAUGAAAAGCAGUGAUCAAGGAAGGAUGUAGUCUGAUAGACCAAAGAAACAGCAAUCCAAUUUCCAAUAUCCAAGAAGCAGAGCUGAAGAUGGAAGACCAAAUAUGAACCUCAAGAUUCCAUAUCAAAUAGAGAUCAAGUGAAACUGAGUGAGGUUGAAAAUAAAUACUGUAUUGCACUCGAUCAAGAUAAAACCAGUAAGGCAAAGGGGGAAUAAUCACAAAUGUCAUCAUAUUAGCCCCCAAACAUUAUAACGGUAGGAAUGCAGUACUUGAUGACAAUCUUGGUAUAUUCUGAAAGCGGUUCAAAUUCAUUUAGCUGUGAUAUCUAACAACUCCGUAAAGGUAGGAUAUAUGGAAUCAAGAAGUAUGCCUUCAUUGUAUCAAGUGAUUAUUUAAUUUGAAUAUAUUCUUUUGAAAAAUCCUAAAACCUGUUUUCACUUGUGUCUGUUUUCAGACAAAAGUGAAUUUAUGAACAACCUUGGUAAACGGUGAUGGUUGGCAGUUACUGGUUGGUCGGAUGUUUAACCUGUUCACCACAAUGGACUGCAGUUGCUCAGUCACCAUUGUUAUUAUAACUUGAUUGGAAAAGCCCAGCUGGGAUUGAAAUGGCGUUCUCCCUUCAUUCAUUAACUGUGUAUCCCAGGGACAUAAUGUUCCCAUUCUUAGGUCAACAAGCUAAGUGUCUUACUAUCAUGAAAUAUUUCACCUUUUAUUAAAGUAAAAAUAUCUACUGUUGCGAUCCAAUAAAAACAUUUUUAAAGCAUUAAUAAAGUCAUUGUAUACUCACUGCAUUAAAUCAAUGGGACUGUUUUGUUCCAACCAUUAAAGUCAUAAUAGAAAUUUAUUCUAACACAAACAUAAUGUUCGUCUCAGAAGACAUUUUCACUGAUCCGAGCAUCAGGUCCUGCACAUAACGACAGCUCAGAGCUAGAAAUACAAAGGGGGAACAGAUUUUUUAUGGUUCAAGGUCCCACAUAAAUCAUGUAUGAAAUGAGUAAAAACCCAUUAUUUGGAUUUAUGGCACCAUAUUCGAACAGUUUUCAGAACUGAUCAGCAUCAUGAGAUAUAAAAGCAGUCAAAUUUGGACCAAACUUUCAUUUUACUUGUAACUUUUCACUGUUUAUGUAUAUGCCACCAAUAAAUGAAACAAAAAAUGUUGCCAUAUCA
This is a messenger RNA of Hippocampus zosterae (dwarf seahorse), 4000 nucleotides long. RefSeq names its product doublecortin domain-containing protein 2-like. The transcript has 9 exons. The coding region runs from base 793 to 2847 and encodes 684 amino acids. The record is from RefSeq and is a predicted model, not a curated record. Gene Ontology annotation, biological process: intracellular signal transduction; regulation of cilium assembly; dendrite morphogenesis. NCBI's taxonomy places the organism in Eukaryota, Metazoa, Chordata, Actinopteri, Syngnathiformes, Syngnathidae. Gene Ontology annotation, cellular component: axoneme; kinocilium; microtubule.